AUGCUACCAUGUACACAAAAGAUUGCAGAUCUACACUUUCGGCCCAAAGGCAUCAUCUUAUCAGGAGGGCCGUAUUCCGUGUACGAGACCGGCGCACCGCACGUUGAUCCUGCUGCUUUCGAUUUGGGCGUCCCUAUACUUGGGAUAUGUUAUGGUCUCCAAGAGCUGGCAUGGCAUCAUGGGAAGAAUGUCCUAGCAGGCGAAAAGAGAGAAUAUGGCCACGCAUACCUUAAGAUCGAGAGACAUUCAGGAAAGCAAGAGCACAUUGACCGCCUCUUUGAGGGCAUUGAGGAUGAUAUCGAGGUCUGGAUGAGCCAUGGAGACAAGCUAUCUAAACUCCCCGAUGGUUUCCAUCCUAUUGCGACCACAGCCAACUCUCCCUUCGCAGGUAUUGCCAGCACGGACAAGCCGUACUUUGGUAUUCAAUUUCACCCAGAGGUGACACAUACUCCACGAGGUACUCAGAUCUUGAGCAACUUCGCUGUCAAGGUUUGCAACGCACGGCAAGACUGGAGCAUGGAGAAGUUUGUAGACAAGGAGAUUGAACGUAUCCGAGCACUAGUCGGUCCCAAGGGCCAGGUCAUCGGUGCUGUAUCUGGUGGUGUGGACUCUACUGUUGCUGCAAAACUGAUGCAAGAGGCUAUUGGAGAUCGAUUCCAUGCUGUGCUGGUUGAUAACGGUGUGCUGAGGCUCAACGAGGCCCAGACCGUGAAGGAGACACUCACGCAACACCUCGGUAUUAACCUCACGGUGGUGGAUGCAAGCGAUCUAUUUCUAGGCAAGCUCAAGGGUGUUUCGGAUCCCGAGACGAAGCGCAAAAUCAUUGGCAAUACUUUCAUCGAGAUAUUCCAGGACAAGGCGAAAGCAAUCGCAGAGGCUGCCGCAAAUUCUCCGAAGGCCGGCGACAUCGAGUGGCUGCUGCAGGGCACUUUGUACCCGGAUGUGAUCGAAAGCAUAUCAUUCAAGGGACCGUCUGCCACGAUCAAGACGCAUCACAAUGUCGGCGGACUCCUGGAGGGCAUGCACCUCAAGCUUAUAGAGCCUCUGCGGGAAUUGUUCAAGGACGAAGUGAGAGCAUUGGGAACCAAUCUGGGCAUCCCAGAGGAGCUCGUUUGGAGACAUCCUUUCCCAGGUCCCGGUUUGGCGAUCCGUAUCCUUGGAGAAGUCAACGAGGAACAGCUCAAGAUUGCUAGGCAUGCUGACAAGAUCUUCAUUGACGAAAUCACCGCUGCUGGUCUGUACAGGAAGAUCUCCCAGGCUUUUGCCGCACUGCUUCCUGUCAAGGCUGUCGGCGUCAUGGGAGACAAGAGAGUGCAUGCUCAGGUCAUUGCUCUCCGUGCAGUCGAGACGACUGACUUCAUGACUGCUGACUGGUUUCCAUUUGAUGGCGAGUUUCUCAAGAGAGUGAGCAGGAGGAUUGUCAAUGAGGUCGACGGGGUUUGUCGUGUCGUCUAUGACGUUACCAGCAAACCCCCUGGUACAAUUGAAAUGGAAUAG
Molecule: messenger RNA, 1497 nt
Organism: Exophiala xenobiotica
Lineage: Eukaryota; Fungi; Ascomycota; Eurotiomycetes; Chaetothyriales; Herpotrichiellaceae
Product: GMP synthase [glutamine-hydrolyzing]
Exons: 1
Coding region: 1-1497 (498 amino acids)
Biological process (GO): GMP biosynthetic process
Cellular component (GO): cytosol
Molecular function (GO): ATP binding; GMP synthase (glutamine-hydrolyzing) activity; GMP synthase activity
Source: RefSeq, a predicted model, not a curated record